Molecule: messenger RNA, 1705 nt
Organism: Hemibagrus wyckioides
Lineage: Eukaryota; Metazoa; Chordata; Actinopteri; Siluriformes; Bagridae
Gene: ucp1
Product: uncoupling protein 1
Exons: 7
Coding region: 160-1089 (309 amino acids)
Biological process (GO): mitochondrial transport; mitochondrial transmembrane transport; adaptive thermogenesis
Cellular component (GO): mitochondrial membrane
Molecular function (GO): oxidative phosphorylation uncoupler activity
Source: RefSeq, a predicted model, not a curated record
GAAACGCCUCUUCGAGUGUCUGCAGAAAUGAUGGAUUAUAUAAAGAGGGACAGAUUAAUCUUUCUUUCUCCAGCUUUAAUCCAAACUGUCUGUUCCAGACACAAAGCUACCACCAUCUCCAAGGGGAUUACCUGAGCACUAGACUACAAAUCUGUGAUCAUGGUGGGACUGAAGCCAUCUGAUGUUCCUCCUCCUUUGGGAGUGAAGGUACUGAGUGCAGGUACAGCUGCCUGCAUCGCCGACCUCGUCACCUUCCCUCUGGACACAGCUAAAGUCAGACUACAGAUCCAGGGUGAGAAGGUAGCAGUAGAAGCUGCCAAGAACAUCCGAUAUCGUGGUGUGUUUGGGACGAUCAGCACCAUGGUGCGGACGGAGGGGCCUCGCUCGCUCUAUAACGGCCUGGUGGCCGGCCUGCAGAGACAGAUGGCCUUUGCGUCCAUACGAAUUGGCCUCUAUGACAACGUCAAGAGCUUCUACACAGGAGGCAAAGAUAACCCUAACGUGGGUAUCCGGAUCCUGGCCGGCUGCACCACAGGGGCGAUGGCUGUUUCCAUGGCCCAGCCCACAGACGUGGUAAAAGUGCGCUUCCAGGCCCAGAUGAACCUGCAGGGAGUCGCUCGGCGCUACAAUGGGACCAUGCAGGCAUAUAGACAGAUCUUCCUCCUGGAGGGCCUGCGUGGACUCUGGAAAGGAACACUACCCAACAUCACAAGGAAUGCCUUGGUCAACUGCACAGAGCUCGUAUCUUAUGAUCUUAUCAAAGAAGCCAUUCUCGGACACAAGCUGAUGUCUGAUAACCUGCCGUGUCAUUUCGUCUCUGCGUUCGGCGCCGGCUUCAUCACCACGGUCAUCGCCUCUCCCGUGGACGUGGUGAAGACUCGCUAUAUGAACUCUCCUCCUGGUCAGUACAAAAGUGCUGUCAAUUGUGCCUGGACCAUGAUGACCAAAGAAGGACCUACAGCUUUCUACAAAGGAUUUGUGCCCUCAUUUCUCAGACUGGGAUCAUGGAACAUCGUCAUGUUUGUGUCGUUCGAGCAGCUGAAGAGAGCCAUGAUGGCCUCUAAAAAGAAGAUGGAAGCCCCUAUGUAGAGGAAAAAAAAGACUCUUGCUCCUAUGUUAAACGCACUGACUCACUGAACAAGCUGCCAUUUGUGCUGAAGGAAAGAAAAAUCAGCAAAAGCAGGUGGCUGGAUAUUUAAUUUAUAAGUCUUGAACCGAAGAUGAAAAAACAGGAAGAAUGCUCACCCUAAGCUUCACUCUAUACUGCGGUCUGAGAGAGAGGAAAGCGUAGCCAGUUCAUGUUUACCAUGAUAAUCACAUUUUCUCACUGAGCCUCUGUGUGUGUGUGUGUGUGUGUGUGUGUGUAAAGGUUUAUGAUGUAUGGGUCCAGUGAUGUGGCAGUAACUGGUGGAUGAUGAAGAGCCACAUGCUGCACUUUGCCCUCUGUUCACUAAACUACUCAAACAUACAAGGUGGCUUUGCACACAACCCAUGUCUUUGUUUUUAUAAUUAUUAUUAAUACUAAUGAAUCCUUUGUUUAAAAAAGGACACUGUUUUUAAUUUAUGUUGAACUGUUUACUGUGUUAACUCACCACUCGAUUGCUGUCAGCUUGUAGGAGAAAUGUGCAAGCCACAACGUAAGCUUUGACGGCAAACAGAAUGAAAAGUACAUUUCUAAAAUAAAUAUAUAUUUAGUUAAAGUACA